Molecule: messenger RNA, 873 nt
Organism: Diversispora eburnea
Lineage: Eukaryota; Fungi; Glomeromycota; Glomeromycetes; Diversisporales; Diversisporaceae
Source: the annotation of a GenBank genome assembly
AUGAGACGAGGCAUUAAUACUUGUCAUGUACCAACAAUUUUCAUGGUCGUUCAAUCGCCGUCAUUUCUAUGUCAAACGACUUUGAUUCCCGAACAGGAUUUAGACCUGUCCUUUUAUGUCACGCAUUGGUUCAACUUGCCCAGUUACUGGGCAUUCGAUUCACUUAAAGAUUUGGAAGAAGCAUUGGAAAAACAUGAUUCUCGUGGCAGGAUUUUUGGUAAAGCACUUUCUGGCGGUGUUUAUCCAGUUCUAGCCGAUAAAGAAAUUAUGUUAUGUAUAUCAAAAUCCGGAGAACGUGGUUCAACUUAUGGUGGAAAUCCAUUAGGUCCUACUGGUCCAACAGCUCCCAUUGGUCCAGUAGGUCCAACAAGUCCAACAUAUACAUCAUUAUCCAAUUCAGGUUCCUCAACACCUUCCGUAACAAUACCCUUAAAUAAUUCUUCCUCAAUAUCGACAUCAUCACCCUCUCCUUCCGAUCACUCGUCAUCAUCCAAAAAGAUUGUACCAAUAGUAUUAGGAAUUAUCGAUAAUAAUAUUAAAUCAAAAUUGAAAUCUAUUUGGAAAAACUCGAUGAUCAAUGAUAGAGAUAAUACUACUAAAGAAUUGGAUUUUAAUAAUAUUUUAGUAACUAAAGUAUCAAGUGUACAAGUCUAUCAUGAAAAUGAAUCGGAAGGGAAAGGAGGAGGAGGAGAGAUAUAUACAGCAACCCAUAGUAUAGCUAGUGUGAGUACAAGUAAUCUAGGAUUGGUUGGAAAUAAUUGGGGAAAUAAUUUAGAAAUUGGAGAAAUUGAAAAUGGAGGAGCGAGAAAAAGUGUUAAUUCCGAAUUUUCACAUUUUUCAAUGACCGGAAUACAUGGUUUAGAAGAAUUUUAA